ACGCACGGCCCUGCACUUAAUCUCUGCCCGCCCGGCGCGGAAACAGAGGCCGGGGUGGCGCGGAGCGGUGGCAGGAGCCCGGGGCUGCAGCCGCUGCCGGGCCGACGAUGACUUGUUACCGAGGUUUCCUGCUGGGCAGCUGUCGUCGCGUGGCGGGCGGCCGGGCAGCGGCACUGAGUGGGCCGGGCGCGGGAGGCCCCGCCGCGCGGCCGCGUCUCAGCAGUGACGGUGACGGCCGGCGGCACCUGGGGCACGGGCACCCGCGCGAGCUGGCGGGCUGCGGCAGCCGCCCCGACGGCGGCUUCCGCCCGUCCCGGGUGGUGGUGGUGGCCAAAACCACCCGGUACGAGUUCGAGCAGCAGCGAUACCGUUACGCGGAGCUUUCGGAAGAGGACUUGAAGCAGCUGCUUGCUUUGAAAGGCUCUAGCUACAGCGGACUGCUUGAGCGACAUCACAUUCACACCAAAAAUGUGGAACAUAUUGUAGAUAGUUUACGAAAUGAGGGAAUUGAGGUUCGUCUUGUAAAAAGGAGAGAAUAUGAUGAAGAGACUGUGCGAUGGGCAGAUGCUGUCAUAGCUGCAGGAGGUGAUGGGACAAUGCUUUUGGCAGCAAGUAAAGUCUUGGACAGACUUAAACCAGUUAUUGGAGUAAACACUGACCCAGAACGGUCUGAGGGUCAUUUAUGUCUUCCUGUUCGAUAUACGCAUUCCUUCCCAGAAGCCUUACAGAAGUUCUAUCGUGGUGAAUUCAGAUGGUUGUGGAGGCAGCGAAUCAGGUUAUACCUUGAAGGGACUGGCAUCAACCCCAUUCCUGUGGACCUUCACGAACAGCAGCUAAGUUUAAAUCAGCAUAGUAGAGCCUUCAACAUUGAAAGAGUUCACGAUGAAAGGUUUGAGGCCUCUGGACCCCAGCUUUUGCCAGUGAGAGCUCUAAAUGAAGUCUUCAUUGGGGAGAGUCUAUCAUCCAGAAUGUCUUAUUCUUGGGCUGUAGCAGUGGACAAUUUAAGAAGAAGUAUACCCACUCUAAAGGGACUGGCUUCCUACUACGAGAUUUCUGUUGAUGACGGUCCUUGGGAAAAACAGAAGAGUUCAGGGCUCAAUUUAUGUACUGGAACAGGAUCAAAGGCCUGGUCAUUCAAUAUUAACAGGGUUGCAACUCAGGCUGUGGAGGAUGUUCUAAAUAUUGCAAUACGACAAGGAAAUUUAAGUCUUCCAUUGAACAGAGAAUUGGUAGAGAAAGUAACAAAUGAAUAUAAUGAAUCACUGCUCUACAGUCCAGAAGAACCAAAAAUACUUUUCAGUAUUCGAGAACCAAUAGCAAACAGAGUUUUCUCAAGCAGUCGUCAACGUUGUUUCACCUCAAAGGUUUGUGUUCGUUCUCGUUGUUGGGAUGCCUGCAUGGUUGUGGAUGGAGGAACUUCCUUUGAGUUUAAUGAUGGAGCAAUUGCUUCCAUGUUGAUCAAUAAGGAAGAUGAACUUCGAACUGUGCUUCUAGAACAGUGAAGAAUUUCCUCAAAUGACAAUUUUGAAUACAGGAAAAAAUAGUUUUUCUGCAGAAACAGACUACCGGUCAUAAAGCUACAUUUUUUGGUUAUUGUUGAGACUGGUUGGCCUUGGGCUCAAAGGUGACCAAGAAAGUGAGAUUUGCAUUCUUCUUCUGUUGGAUUCUGAUAGAAAAGAUGUUCACUGUGUAAGAAAACGGAUGGACUAAACUGAUAUGAUUUUACCAGUGAAAUUUCUCUAUUGCUUACAGCUGGUUUCCAAGAGUGCUGAUAUCUUUUUUUUUUUUUUUUUUUUUUUUUUGAGAGGUAGGCUCAAAUAAAAGAUUAAAUGUUUAGGAUUUAAAAUUUAACUGUACAAGUUUUUUUUUUUCCCCCUUUCCUUUUCUUCCUAACUUUGUGGAAUUGGUCAGACCAAACACAUAUCAUUUGAUUAGUAUUUUUUUAUAGUACCUAAAAAUCAAGUUUUUUAAAAAGCUUUGAUGAUGGAGAAUUUUGAUAAAUCCUGACAUUGACCUAAUUGAAGUAGGUAAAUGUGUUUUUAUAUAUACUAAGGGUUUUCUAAUUUCAGAACACAAUGAUAUUGUGAUGAAUAUUGAUUUUAAAAGUUCAAUCAUUUUUGAAAUUAUUUAUAGAUGUUUUCAUUUACUUGACUGUCAGGUUAAUUUUGACAAUGCUGGGUGAAAUAUAUCUGGACAAAAUCAUGACACUGUUAUAAAUGUAUUAUUUUUGGUCUUUGGUAAAUUUUUUAAUGAUUUGAGUCUAAUAAAGUUCUUCUGUAUUUAAAACUCUCUAACAGAUUCAGAUUAGAAAGAUGAGCUGAUGAGCCAUGUUCUAUUAGGAGUUUGGUAAAACCUUUUAAAAAGACAGUUUUUAUCUAGUGUUAGGAGUUUUGUUAGAAAGAAAAUGGAUUAUCUAAUAAAUACGCAAAACACUUUAAUUUUGGAAUCGCCUUACUUAUUAUCAUGGCAGUUUUCGCCUAGCUCAUAUUCCAAGUUUUACACAUUAGCUUUGGAAGAUAAAAUGUUAUGGCUUCUCUUUUUUCCUCAUUAUGACAGUUUCUUUUCCUAAUUCCUGAUCUACUUAUAAGUAAUCUUAGGACUAUCAUGAAAAUCACCUCUUGGUGCAACAUGAGACAGUUGUUAUUCUCAUUCCAAUUAUUCAAGGCUGUAUCAGGUUUUUUUUUUCCCACUUGCGUUAAAAAAUUUUCUUCAGUAACUGAAAUGUUUAUUGAACAUUCACUCUAUGCCAUGUGCUGUGUCAAAUGCUUGAUAUGCAUUGGUGAAAUAAACAGACUAUCCUGAUAGAGCUUGAGUCUAGUGAGCUCAGAAGUCAAUUCUGUGAAAGCUGGUCUGUAUAAUCAAAUCAAAUAUACUUGGUUCUGGCAACAUAUAUCAUGUUCUUGUCACAUUUUUUAUAUCAAUGUUACUAUCAAAGAUAAUCUAGGUUUUGAUGUAGAUCCAGAACAAGAAUCUGCUUUUCUUAGUUAAGAGUAUCUGCACAGACCCUCGGAGCAAGGAGUUGAUGUGAUGCGUACAAUAAAAAUUAGUGUUUUCCGAGAAAUGGAUCAACUUUCUGGUUUGAUUUCAAAAUGAUAUACUUAAGAUGCCACUUUAUAAAGAAGUGAACUUCCAUACUAGAGAAACUUCCUAACGUUUAAAAUAUACUCUUUUGACAAAAAUCCCAUCUCCAUCUUUAAUAUCAAGGAAAUAUGAUUGUUCCAAAUGGUACCAUAGAUCUGUUAAUAUGUAAUAUAUUAAUAGGUAACCUGCUGUGUAAAGUUGUUCCUAAGGCAUAUUUUAAAGGUUUUAAAAAUACUUAAUGUGCUCCAUUUGUGAUAUAACUUCGAAUAUUUUUGCUCUGUGGUGGGGAUGAUGAGAGGCAAAGGAUGUUAGAAUAGGAAAAAUGUUUUUACGAAUGAGUUAACCUUUUAAUGGAAACUAUGUGAAUAAAAUUAAACCAUUGUUAUCUUUUCUUUUUU
Messenger RNA from Sus scrofa (pig), 3479 nucleotides. RefSeq names its product NAD kinase 2, mitochondrial (gene NADK2). Gene Ontology annotation, molecular function: NAD+ kinase activity. Lineage: Eukaryota; Metazoa; Chordata; Mammalia; Artiodactyla; Suidae. Gene Ontology annotation, cellular component: mitochondrion. The record is from RefSeq and is a predicted model, not a curated record. Gene Ontology annotation, biological process: NADP+ biosynthetic process; NAD+ metabolic process.